This is a messenger RNA of Penicillium oxalicum, 741 nucleotides long. It is a transcript of the gene derA, whose product is annotated as putative ER-associated proteolytic system protein Der1. Gene Ontology annotation, biological process: endoplasmic reticulum unfolded protein response. Gene Ontology annotation, molecular function: ubiquitin-specific protease binding; misfolded protein binding. Lineage: Eukaryota; Fungi; Ascomycota; Eurotiomycetes; Eurotiales; Aspergillaceae. The record is from RefSeq and is a predicted model, not a curated record. The transcript has a single exon. Gene Ontology annotation, cellular component: Hrd1p ubiquitin ligase ERAD-L complex; endoplasmic reticulum membrane. Bases 1 to 741 code for a protein of 246 amino acids.
AUGGCUGAUCUCUGGGGCAACAAUGGUCGCAUAGGCCAGUUUCCCCUUGAACAAUGGUUCUAUGAAAUGCCGCCCGUGACCCGAUGGUGGACAGUAGCCACCGUGGCAACCUCCGUUCUCGUCCAUUGCAAUAUCGUCAACGAGCUUCAAUUAUUCUACAGUUUCCGUGCAGUCUAUGCAAAAUCGCAGUACUGGCGUCUUCUGACGACGUUCCUCUAUUUUGGCAGACUCGACCUUGACCUCAUCUUCCACGUGUUCUUUCUCCAACGAUACUCUCGACUCGUGGAGGAAUCAUCCGGUCGGUCUCCGGCGCAAUUCGCUUGGCUCAUCUUUUACGCCACCAGCCUACUGUUGAUUAUCUCGCCUUUUCUCUCCUUGCCCUACCUGGGCUCCGCACUGAGCUCAUGUCUGGUGUAUAUCUGGGCGCGACGCAACCCCGACACGCGGCUGAGUUUCCUCGGCCUGAUGGUCUUUCCCGCACCCUACCUACCGUGGGUGCUGAUGGCGUUCAGUCUGCUACUUCACAAGAUUGUGCCCAAGGAUGAGAUGCUUGGUGUGGCGGUGGGCCAUGUGUGGUAUUUCUUCAAUGACGUUUACCCUGCCUUGCACGGCGGCCAUCGGCCCUUGGAUCCGCCGUCCUGGUGGCGCCGGCUUUUCGAGUCCGGGUCAGGGAGAACGCAGGAGCGUGCUAUCGAUAACGAUGGCGGAAAUGUCGCGGUUCCCGUUGCGGCCGCGCAGUGA